Messenger RNA from Carcharodon carcharias (great white shark), 1107 nucleotides. RefSeq names its product actin-like. The record is from RefSeq and is a predicted model, not a curated record. NCBI's taxonomy places the organism in Eukaryota, Metazoa, Chordata, Chondrichthyes, Lamniformes, Lamnidae. The transcript is spliced from 2 exons. The coding region runs from base 1 to 1107 and encodes 368 amino acids.
AUGAGAGACCAGGAACUAACGGGAGCAAUGGUAGUGGACAUUGGAUCGGGGAGUUGUAAAGUGGGGUAUGCCGGUGACCCAAUUCCCCAGUCACUGGUUGGGUCAGUGGUGGGAUACCCGAGAGGGAAGAGUAAACGUAACAACAUCGCUGUGGGCAAAAUGGUCUCAACCGAACCAGACCUCAAACUAGUUCGGCCGACCCGACAAGGAAUCAUAGUGGACUGGACAGCGGCCGAAGAUCUCCUUCGGCACGUAUUUUAUGAGGAUCUGAAGGUUUCGCCAGAGGAACACGCAAUCCUAAUCUCAGACCCCCCUCUCAGUCCCACGACCAAUAGAGAGAAGAUCGCAGAACUUUUGUUCGAGCGUUUCAAUGUCCCUGCCAUGCACGUCUCUUACCAGUCAGUGCUGGCUGUGUAUUCUUAUGGAAAAACCACGGGGUUGGUGGUAGAUUCUGGUGAUGGUGUCACCCAUUCUGUCCCCGUUCAUGACGGCUACAACAUGCCUGAUGCAAUCAGUAGAAUAGAUUUGGGCGGCCACGAUCUCACCACUUACCUAAUAAAGCUGCUCAGUGAGGCAGGUAACGCCUUUCAUGAGAAAGGCAGGUACAUAGUAGAAGACAUCAAGCAGAAAUGUUGCUAUGUAGCUGUUGAUCAGGACAAAGAGACAACCCUGACCGACCAAGAGUACCUUGUGGAUUAUGAGCUCCCUGAUGGUCAUGUUAUUACCAUUGGCAAGGAAAGGAUGAAAUGUCCAGAAGCUCUCUUCAAGCCAUCAGUCAUGGGAUCAAACCAAGAAGGUAUUCACACAAUGACCAUCAACAGUUUGAAAAAAGCUCAGCCUCAGAUUCAGCAACUCAUGUACGACAAUGUUCUGUUGAGUGGAGGGUCGACAAUGUUUGAGGGAUUUUAUUCGCGGUUCUGCAGAGAGAUUUUUGCUUUGGUUCCCAAAGACACAAAAACCAAUAUCCACGCUGUCCCAGAAAGGAAGUAUGCUGUCUGGAUUGGUGGCUCCAUAUUAGCCUCACUACAUGCUUUUCAGUCUUUAUGGGUUCGCCAGGAAGAUUAUAAAGAACGAGGCCCAUUCAUUGUACAUCGUAGGUGCUACUGA